This is a messenger RNA of Periophthalmus magnuspinnatus, 894 nucleotides long. Its product is annotated as myeloid-associated differentiation marker-like protein 2. Gene Ontology annotation, cellular component: membrane. The transcript has a single exon. Lineage: Eukaryota; Metazoa; Chordata; Actinopteri; Gobiiformes; Gobiidae. The record is from RefSeq and is a predicted model, not a curated record. The coding region runs from base 1 to 894 and encodes 297 amino acids.
AUGGAUAUCCUGGAUAAGAUUAAGAGCACCAUGUCUCAGGCAGUUAUCUCUCCCUCCAGCUUCUUCACGGGACGAGGUGGUCUGCACAUGGCUCAGAUCUUGUUGUCUCUUGUCACUUUUAUUGUGUCUGCUCUAAAAGGAUCCAGCAGUCACUCGUACUGGAGCUACGCCAUGUUCACCUGGUCCUUCUGUCCUCUCAUCACUCUGCUCAUCACAUUUGUGGAGACAUUUAAACUCGAGAUCUUGCUGGUGGGGUGCAUGGACUGGUCUGACUUCGCCUCGGGGAUGGCCAUGACCUUUGCACUCAUGACUGUCACUGUCGCUGUCACCUAUGUCAACUUCUACUUCUGCCUGACUUGCAUCCAUGGAAUUAUUGUGAGUGUGUUUGCUAUACUGUGUGCUUUACUUUACACACUUGAAGUCAUAAAAGACAAGUUUAUUGACAGGAAAAAGGGCAGUUACUUGGCAGCACUACCAGGAUUCUUCAAAGUGAUGGAGGCCUUUGUAAGCUGUAUGAUUUAUGUGUCUCUGAGCGGCUAUAGAGACAAGCCAAUGGUAAUAGUGUGUGUGGUUCUAUACAGCAUCCCUUUCCCCAUCCUUCCUCUCAUCAUAGCCACCAACAUCAUGAAGAAACUCAAAGUAUGUAUUCCGUUCAGCGUGGACCGCUUUUCUUUCAUAUUUUUGGUCAUCUCUGUGCUGGUAUAUGCCUUUACUGCUAUUGUCUAUCCCAUUUUCAUGUUUAAGGGCAACCCUCGUCCCAGUGACUGUCCCGCCAGCUACUGUAUAUGGGCUAUUCAGUUCAUGGUGGCAUUUUUUACUUAUGUCAAUCUCAUUCUUUUCACAUUAGAUCUAAUUUUUACACUACUUGGGAUUUGUGGAUUUAAACGCACCUGA